Messenger RNA from Acyrthosiphon pisum (pea aphid), 1986 nucleotides. RefSeq lists its product as uncharacterized. Lineage: Eukaryota; Metazoa; Arthropoda; Insecta; Hemiptera; Aphididae. The coding region runs from base 1 to 1986 and encodes 661 amino acids. Gene Ontology annotation, biological process: DNA integration. Gene Ontology annotation, molecular function: nucleic acid binding. The transcript is spliced from 7 exons. The record is from RefSeq and is a predicted model, not a curated record.
AUGAACAAAUUAGGAAUAACGAUUAGGGGUAUUUCAAAGAUUGAAGUAGAAAGCACAAAUAAGAAUAAUAAGUUAGAGUUAUUAAUAAAUGAAUUUGAAGAAUUGUUUGAGGAAAAAAUUGGUAAGUAUAAAUAUGAAAAAGUGACGUUAAAAGUUAAAGAGGAAUGUACACCUAUAUUUUGUAAGCCGAGACCAAUACCUUUCGCUUUUAAAAAAAAAGUUAAGGAUGAGUUGGAUAGAUUAGAAAGGGAAGAGAUAAUACAGAAAGUGGAGACUAGUGAAUGGGGUACUCCUCUUGUACCGGUUAUUAAACCAGAUGGAUCUAUUCGUUUAUGUGCAGAUUAUAAGACUACUGUUAAUAAAUAUUUGGUAGAUAUUAACCAUCCUAGUUUUAGAGGACAUAAAAUUGGAUCAGAAGGUAUUGAAAGAGAUAAAAAUAAAGUUAAAGCAAUGCUUAAUGCUGUAGAGCCUAAAAGUGUCACAGAAGUAAAAGCAUUUACAGGUAUGGUGAACUACUAUGCUAAAUUUAUACCAAAUUUAUCAACCUUACGAGGUCCUAUUUACAAUUUGUUAAAAAAAAGAAAUUUAAGUGUUUUAUUGUCUUGCGAUGCGUCGGAGUAUGGUAUAGGAGCAGUGUUAAUGCAUAUUUUUGAAAAUGGAGAAAGGCGACCAGUGGGGUAUGCAUCAAGAAUCCUAACCGUGGCUGAAAAAAAAUACUCGGUAAUACAAAAAGAGGCUUUAGCUGUUUUCUGGGGUGUAAAGAAAUUUUCUCAAUAUCUUUCGGGCAGAAAAUUCUUUUUAGAGACUGACCAUAAACCUCUGUUAGCUUUGUAUGGUGAAAAUAAAGGUAUUCCUGUUAUGGCCUCUGGGAGAAUUCAAAGAUGGGCAUUAUAUUUAUCUGAGUUUGAUUAUCAAGUAUUACAUGUUAAAGGUAAUGAUAAUAAAGUGGCAGAUGGACUUUCGAGAUUACCUGAUAAAGAUGAUGUACAAACUCAAACAAAUGAAACUGAUUAUGUUGAUUUUAUGGAAAAUACUAUGCCUAUUGAUUAUGAGAUACUUAGAGUGGAAACUAAAAAAGAUAAAGAGUUUAAUUUAGUUAUUAAAUAUUUGAAUGAAGGUUGGCCGAUAAAAGUAAGUGAGGAACUGAAACCUUAUGCAAUUAGAAAGGAAGAAAUUUGUGUUGAUAAAGAUAUAUUAAUGUGGGGUUAUAGAACAUUAAUUCCUAAAAUUCUGAGAAAGAAUUUAUUGAAAGAAGUACAUUCAACUCACAUGGAUAAGGAUAUAGAAAAUUGGGUACAAAGUUGUGAUGCUUGUUUACAAAGUAGAUCAGAACCAAUUUUAGAAGAACCAAAAAAGUGGGAGGAAGUGAGUUGUCCAAUGGACAGAGUACAUAUAGAUUUUCUAUAUUUACAAGUUAUUGAAAAGUUAAGAGAGAUAUUUGCCAGGUUUGGGUUACCAAACAAAAUUGUGUCAGAUAAUGGACCACAAUUUAGAUCAGAGGAGUUUAUACAAUUUUGUAAAAAUAAUAUGAUUAGGUUUGUGACGUCACCUCCUUAUCAUCCAGCUACGAAUGGAUCAGCUGAAAAUGCUGUUAAGAAUACACCACACUGGAUAACGGGCGAGUCACCAAGUUAUAGAAUGUUUGGAAGGAAAAUUAAGACUAGAAAAGUAUAUUUUAAAGAAGGAGACAUAGCUUAUGCUAGAGAUUAUUCAAACCCAAAUAAAAAAGAGUGGAAGAAGGGAACAAUUGAGGAAGUUUUAGGUGAGAGGAUAUAUAUAGUUAGAUUGGAAAAAGAAAAUUUGAUUUGGAGAAGGCACAUUGACCAACUAAUUGAAGUGGGUAAGAUUAAGGAAAAUGGUAUUGAAACUGUAGAAAAGGAAAAAGGAGAAGAACAAACUGUAUUGAAGGAAAAGAAAAUUAUUAAAGAAAAAGAAGAAACUAUGGAUAAAAAGAAUUUUGAAAUAGAAAAAAGUGAAAUAAAUUAA